UGAAGUAAGAGCCACGGUGAAGCAAAAUUAAAGCACUUUGAAAUUGGGAGGGAGAGGGGAAAGGGUGAACAGGAAUGGCGAACAAUCUUUCGAGUCUAGUGCACGAGCUUCGAGAACGCAUAGCAGCAUCUUCAUCAACUCAAUCAAGCACUUGUAACCAAAACGACGACGCUUUAGAAUCCAGAUUUCGCGCUGUUCUCCCCAAUCUUCUCCACGCCUACGUCGUUCCCUCUCCUUCUUCCAAUGAGAGAGAGGUGGUUGCUGUAUUGAAGCUCGUUUCUCAUACAGCUAGAAAUUUUCCCGGAGUUUUUUUCCACGGUAAAGCUGCUGCUGUUUUACCUGUCAUUGGUCGAAUACUUCCUUUCUUUGCUGAACCUGCAUUUCGGUUUCAGCAUGGAGUGAUUUUUGAAACAGUUGCAUCACUGCUAUCCUUGCUUCGUACUGGAGCAAGAGAUGCAUAUCGUCUUCUUUUUGUUGAUGCCAUGCUGGCAAUUGAAGAUAUUUCGUAUAUUGCAUCACUGGAUACUGAUGGUUCAAGCAUUACUGAAUCCACCAAGUUGACUUUAAAGUGCUUUCUUGAGUCAUUUUGUGGAGUUUCCAGUGAUCCAAUUUCCCUAUGUGAUCUCCCAGCUAGUAAUAAACCAAUUGAUGGCCCUGGUAUCUUAAUCAACCUCUUGGGUAAAAGGAGGUGGCAAUCUUUUGCUGCUUGGAUUAUUAAGCUUCUUAGCAAAUGCUUAACUGAAGGAACUUUGUAUCUAGAAGGUCUGAUCAAUCUAUCAUUUGUAUCAGCUGCAUGUUCUCUCUUAUGUUAUGGAGAUGCUGAUCUGCAAAUGGCAUGUUUUGACUUUGUGCGCAUCAUGAUAUCGGUUAUAUGUUAUGACAUCAUCCCUCAUGAGAAUUUAAUCUUGUCAAUAGCCACCAUAUUGAGUGAGGACAAGGAGGGACUUCCUGUAUUCAGGAAUGUGGAUUAUGAUUCCUCCAUAGGUGCUUGCCUGGCAGCACUGCACUCUAGUUGUCCUGAUGCUGUUGUAAAGUUGACAGCUAGUGCUUUAGUAAAUAUUUUUCCUCAGUCACUGUCUCGAACCAAAAGCCAGGAGCUCAGGGUUGCUUUGUGCAGUGUAUACACACGGAUUGCUAAAGCUUGCCCUCCGCAUGUCUGGAGGCCUGAAUCUCUUGUACAUACUCUUUGUUCAUCAGAACCUUGCUUUCCAUUGAUUAAUUGCUUUCAAGUAGCUCUCUCUGUUCUUGGUCCUGAUCGUGUUGGAGAGAAGACAGCAAAUAAUGUUAGUCUAGAUCUAUUAACAUCAGGUGAUAAUUCAACUGAAAACUGGAAAGUUGGAGAAAAAAGGCUUGUCUGCAGCGUAAAUGCUUUCAAGGUCAAACGCCAAAAAAUAGAUGGGGAGCAUAUUGUUUCUGAUGAUAAAGUGAUGGUGGAGCAUCAGCCUACUAAUAUCUUUAAUUGUGAAGGAGAAGAAGAAUAUGCAGAUUAUAUGUGUGCGUCACUCUUUUCAUUUGUUGAAUGUUUGGAGUCUCCCUCUAUCAAACCAAGUGCUCUGAGCCCAGAUGUUGCAUUAACUGCUCUUAGCAUGCUUUGCAUUGCUUUCUCUAUAUAUCCUCAGAACGAUAUAUCACUUUGCAUCUUCCACCAGAUGACUGCAUGGAUUCCCUGGAUAAAUGAGCAGGCAAAGCAGGGAAGUCUGAUUACACUUGAUAUUUCUAUCUACUUGGAAGGAAUUCACCACAUCUUGCUUUCACAAAGCCCCUUCAUUGAGACUGAGCUUUUCAAAAAUAAAGUUGAUGGUGGGGAUCUUCUAAACAUGGUGCUAAAGCUUCCAUGGACACAGCCUAUUGUGGUUUCAGAACCUCACCCUCCUUGGAAAACAAAAUGUACUGCUGUUCGAGUUUUCUCCAAACUUGGCCACAGUUUCACUACUGAAAGUGAUUUUGAAAUCUUGGACUUGGCUUGUUGUGAUGAAUCUGAGGAAGUAAGAAUUGAAGCUAUCAUUUGUUUACCAGUGGUAGUCUUGUGGUCUGGUCUUAAUGUAUUACCACAUAUCUUCAAGAGGCUGGAGGUUUUGGGGAAAGAUGAGCAUGAAAAAGUUAAGAAAAUAUUUUCUUUAUCUCUUGGGUUUUUAUCAUGCCUUUAUGGAUCUUGUAGUUGUGUUGAGGGUUUGGAUAAAAACACUUGCAAAUUAUUUUUUAGCAUCGAAGAUGAGAAACUGAAUCAGACAGCUGGCUAUUUACUACAAGGUUUCUGGUGUUCUAAGUGUGACAUAAAAUCUGAGCGCAAUCAUGACCUAACUUCGAGAAUCAUGAAUCUUUCUGAUAUGCAGAGCAAGGACAUUGCCUUCAGUUGUGAUUACAUUAAUCUUCUGUCUUUAUAUUUUGAUCUUCUUUAUGACCAGUCUUCAGAAGAGGUUCAACUUGCCUGUGUGAGAGUUAUUCGACGGAUACUUGUUCAUGGGACUAGAGAUGUUCUGCUUAAAACAAGAUCUAAAUGGAUUAAAUGCAUCAGAUUUCUGCUCCUUAACAGAAAGAAGGCUAUAAGAGAAGCCUUCUGCCUUCAGAUUAGUUCCUUCCUUGAGGACACUGUUUUGAGUUGUUUAUUUUUGGAUGAAGAUGCAUCAAGUAAGGAAUGCCAGUUUUUGGAUAUAAUAAAAAAUGCCUUGACAGCAGCUGAUGAUCCCCAGAUCUUUGAGACUCUUUUGGAAUCUAUAGCUGAAGUUAUGAUGGCUGUUGAUAUUCACAGCCAACUUUACUUUCUUUCUCUAAUAUUGUUGCUUGAACAGCUUGACAAUUCUCACACAACGGUGAGGAUGAGUGCAUCAAGGUUAAUACACAAAUCUUGCUACUUUCAUGUGAAAGGAGGAUUUGAACGACUAAUUUCAAAAGCAGUUCUUGUUCGUAAUGAGCUGUUUAAUUACCUAUGUGUGAAGCUUGCAAGCCGUCCAAAAAUGGUCAGAGAGUUUGCAGAGGCUGUUUUUGGUUUUGAAACUGAAGAACUUCUCAAGAAAAUGAUUCCUGUAGUUCUUCCAAAGCUUGUGGUGUCUCAGCAGGAUAGUGAUGAAGCGGUUGGCAUCUUAUAUGAGUUGGCCAAGUGUUUGAACACUGAUAUGGUGCCAUUGAUAGUGAAUUGGCUACCAAGAGUGCUUGCAUAUGCUCUCCAUCAAGCAGAUGACCGUGGAUUACUCUCAGCUUUGGAGUUUUACCGCAGACAGACUGGGUCUGACAACCAAGAAAUCUUUGCAGCUGCAUUACCUGCACUUUUGGAUGAACUUAUUUGUUUUCUUGAUGGUGGUGAUUCUGAUGAGAUAAGCAAAAGGUUAGCCAGAGUACCACAGAUGAUAAGGAAAGUUGCUGUAGUUCUGACUGGUUCUGAAGAUCUUCCAGGCUUUCUGAGGCAUCAUUUUGUUGGUCUUCUCAAUAGUAUUGACAGGAAAAUGCUUCAUGCAGAGGAUUUUUCACUGCAGAAACAAGCUUUAAAACGUAUUGAGAUGCUGAUAAAAAUGAUGGGUUCACACCUUAAUACAUAUCUUCCAAAAGUACUUGUUCUUCUUUUGCAUGCCAUUGGUAAAGAAUCACUUCAGUGUGAGGGUCUAUCUGUCUUGCAUUUUUUUAUUGAGCAAUUGGCAACAGUAUCUCAAUCUAGCAUGAAGCAUGUUAUUUCUCAAGUUUUUGCUGCUCUUAUUCCAUUCUUGGAGAGAGAUAAAGAUAAUCCCUCUAUAAUUUUGAAUCAAGUGGUUAAAAUAUUAGAAGAGCUUGUGUUAAAGAACAAGGCUAUCUUGAGGCAGCAUAUUCAUGAGUUCCCUUUGUUGCCUAGUAUUCCUGCUCUUACAGAAGUGAAUAGAGCCAUACAAGAAGCACGCGGGUCAAUGACUUUGAAGGAUCAAUUACGUGAUGUUGUUGAUGGUCUGAAUCAUGAGAACUUGAAUGUGAGGUACAUGGUAGCAUGUGAGUUGAGUAAGUUGUUGAAAAUAAGAAAUGAGAAUGUUACUGCUUUAAUCAAUGGUGAAACAGGUUCAGAGAUGGAUGUUUUGAGCUCUCUGAUCACUUCUUUACUUAGAGGAUGUGCAGAAGAAUCAAGGACUACAGUGGGUCAGCGGCUAAAGUUGAUAUGUGUUGAUUGCCUUGGAGCAUUGGGAGCCGUUGACCCUGCCAAAGUAAAGGGUUUUCCAUGCCAACGCUUUAAAAUUGAAUGUUCAGAUGAUGACCUUAUUUUUGAGUUGAUUCACAAGCAUCUGGUUAGGGCUUUCAGAGCUGCACCUGAUACCAUCAUUCAGGAUUCAGCUGCAUUGGCUAUACAAGAGCUCUUAAAAAUUGCGGGUUGUGAAGCAUCAUUGGAUGAGAAUAGUGCUGCUUCCAUGUCUCAAGUGUUGAAGGAUAAAGAAUCUUUGAAAAGGGCCACAUCUUGCAAUAGAAGUUCUGAUAAUAUUUAUGAGAUGAAUGUAAGGGGUCAAAGAUUGUGGGAUCGGUUCUCUAAUUAUGUGAAAGAGAUAUUAGCCCCUUGUUUAACCUCUAGAUUUCAACUUCCAAAUGUGUCUGAUUCUGCAUCUACUGGUCCAAUUUAUCGUCCUUCUAUGUCAUUCAGAAGAUGGAUAUUUUUUUGGACUAAAAAACUGACUGUGCAUGCAACUGGAUCCCGUGCUAGCAUCUUUAAUGCAUGUCGAGGCAUAGUGCGCCAUGAUAUGCAAACUGCAAUAUAUCUCCUGCCAUAUUUAGUUCUUAAUGCUGUCUGUCAUGGCACUGAGGAGGCACGUGAAGGGAUUACACUAGAAAUCUUAUCUGUUCUUGAUGCUGCGGCAUGUGAGAAUAGUGGAGCUGCAGUUCAUGGAAUCAGUGGUGGGCAAAGUGAAGUUUGCAUUCAAGCUAUCUUCACUCUUCUUGAUAAUCUUGGGCAAUGGGUGGAUGAUGUUGAACAAGAAUUAGCUCUUUCACGGUCAUUACGAUCGGCCACUUCUAGGCCCCAAGCAUCCAAGUCAAAGGAUCCAACCCCAACUUAUUUGGCCAAUCAGGAUCAACUCCUUGUUCAAUGUAAAUAUGUUUCAGAACUUUUAAAUGUGAUUCCAAAGGUAACCCUUGCCAAGGCUUCCUUCAGGUGUCAGGCUUAUGAAAGGUCUUUAAUGUAUUUUGAAUCUCAUGUGCGCAGAAAGUCAGGUUCCUUCAACCCUGCAGCUGAAAAGAGUGGCACCUUUGAGGAUGAAGAUGUUUCUUUUCUAAUGGAAAUAUAUAGCUGUCUUGAUGAGUCUGAUGGUCUAUCUGGAUUGGCGCGUUUACGUAAAUUAUUAAGUUCACAAGAUAUGCUCUUAAUAAACAAAAAAGCAGGAAACUGGGCCGAAGUCUUGACUUCUUGUGAACAAGCCUUGCAGAUGGAUCCAACUUCUGUUCAGAGGCAUUCAGAUGUCCUUAAUUGUUUACUUAACAUGUGCCAUCUUCAAGCCAUGGUCACUAUUGUUGAUGGUCUGAUUUCUAGGAUACCAAAAUACAAUAAAACAUGGUGCAUGCAAGGUGUGCAGGCAGCAUGGAGGCUUGGAAGAUGGGAUUUGAUGAAUGAGUAUGUUAGUGGGGCUGAUGAAGAAGGUUUACUUUGUAGUAGUUCUGAGAGUAAUGCUACCUUUGACAUGGAUGUAGCAAAGAUUCUUCAGGCAAUGAUGAAGAAAGAUCAUUUCUCAGUUGCUGAAAAAAUUGCACUAUCUAAACAAGCUCUAAUUGCUCCAUUGGCUGCUGCAGGCAUGGAUUCUUAUACACGGGCUUAUCCUUUUAUUGUAAAGCUUCAUCUACUAAGGGAGAUAGAAGAGUUCCAUGCUUUACUUGUAAAUGACUCAUUCUUGGAGAAAUCUUUUCAUCUAGGUGAUAUGAAAUUCUCAAAUGUAAUUGAUAAUUGGGAAAACCGACUCAGGUUUACUCAACCUUCACUUUGGGCUAGAGAGCCACUGUUGGCUUUUCGGAGAAUGGUAUUUGGUGCUAGUGGUCUUGGACCUCAAGUUGGAAAUUGUUGGCUUCAAUAUGCAAAGCUCUGCCGCUUGGCUGGUCAUUAUGAGAUUGCAAAUCGAGCAAUUCUAGAAGCUCAAGCUUCUGGUGCACCUAAUGUUCACAUGGAAAAGUCCAAGCUUCUUUGGAGGUUUAAACGAUCUGAUGGAGCCAUCGAUGAGUUGCAAAAGUAUCUCCUCAACAUGCCUGUUGAAGUUGUUGGCUCUGCUGCAAUAUCAUCCAUUACAAGCCUUUCACUUGUUCCAUCAAACCCACCUCCUUUACUUUGUGAUAAUCAAACUUUGAAUGAGAAAAGAGAUAUCGCAAAGACCCUUCUCCUUUAUUCUCGGUGGAUUCAUUACACUGGGCAGAAGCAGAAGGAAGAUGUAAUUAGUCUUUAUUCCAGGGUGAGGGAACUGCAACCCACAUGGGAAAAAGGAUACUUUUACAUGGCCAAGUAUUGUGAUGAUGUGCUUGUUGAUGCUAGGAAACGUCAAGAAGAGAAUACCGAGCUAGGCCCCAGGAUGGUGCCAUCAAAUUCUGCUGUGUUUACUUCUGUGAACACAGACAUUGAGAAGCAUUGGUGGUCUUACCUACCUGACGUUCUGUUAUUCUAUGCAAAGGGACUCCAUAGAGGCCACAAAAAUCUGUUCCAAGCUCUUCCAAGGUUGUUAACCUUAUGGUUUGACUUUGGGAGUAUUUAUCAAAGAAAUGGCUGGUCCUCUAAUAAAGAUUUGAAAAGUGUCCAUAUGAAGUUAAUGAGUAUUAUGAGGGGCUGUUGCAAGGAUUUGCCUCCAAACCAAUGGUUAACAGUGUUGCCUCAGUUAGUUUCCAGAAUUUGCCACCAGAAUGAAGAAGUUGUUCGGUUGGUUAAACACAUCAUCACCUUGGUUCUUCGGCAGUACCCACAACAAGCCUUAUGGAUUAUGGCAGCAGUUUCAAAAUCCACAGUUCCUUCUAGAAGGGAGGCAGCUGCAGAAAUCAUACAAGCUGCACGGAAGGGAUUUAGCCAAGGAAAUAGUGGAAACAAUUUGUUUGAUCAGUUUGCUUGCCUGAUUGAUCAUUUGAUCAAAUUGUGCUUUCACACAGGGCAGUCAAAAGCAAAGACAAUUAAUAUCUCAACAGAAUUCAGUGCCUUGAAAAGGAUGAUGCCGUUGGGGAUAAUUAUGCCUACUCAACUAUCCCUUUCUGUUAGUCUACCAACAUACAAAGUUAAUCUCGAUGAAUCACUUUCCUCUAAUAUCUUUUCUACCUCUGAUCUUCCUACAAUAUCAGGAAUAGCUGAUGAGGCUGAAAUUCUUUCAUCUCUUCAGCGACCUAAAAAGAUUGUUCUUUUGGGCAGUGAUGGCACUGAACGCCCAUUCCUUUGCAAACCAAAGGAUGAUCUUAGGAAAGAUGCUCGUAUGAUGGAGUUCACUGCAAUGAUAAACCGUUUGUUAUCAAAAUAUCCAGAAAGUCGUCGAAGGAAGCUUUAUAUUCGUACCUUUGCAGUAAUUCCUCUAACUGAGGACUGUGGUAUGGUGGAAUGGGUACCUCAUACUCGUGGCCUGCGGCAUAUACUCCAGGACAUUUAUAUAUCCUGUGGCAAAUUUGAUAGGCAGAAAACAAAUCCCCAAAUUAAACGGAUCUAUGAUCAAUGCCAAGGUAAAAUGCCAGAAGAUGAGAUGUUGAAGACAAAGAUCCUUUCCAUGUUUCCCCCGGUAUUUCACAAAUGGUUCUUGACUACUUUUUCUGAGCCUGCUGCUUGGUUUCGGGCUCGAGUUGCCUAUGCACACACUACGGCAGUUUGGUCCAUGGUUGGACAUAUCGUAGGGCUGGGUGAUCGACACGGGGAAAACAUUCUCUUUGACUCUACAACAGGUGACUGCGUUCAUGUUGAUUUCAGUUGCCUGUUUGAUAAAGGUUUGGAGUUGGAGAAGCCUGAGCUGGUGCCUUUCAGGUUGACCCAGAACAUGAUUGAUGGCUUGGGGAUCACUGGUUAUGAGGGCAUCUUCCUGAACUCUUGUGAAAUUACACUUCAAGUGCUACGAACUCACAGGGAGACUUUAAUGAGUGUUCUUGAAACAUUCAUUCAUGAUCCUCUCGUUGAGUGGACUAAAAUUCACAAAUCCAGUGGGGUAGAAGUUCAGAACCCACGUGCACAGCGAGCCAUCAAUAGUAUUCAGGCAAGGUUGCAAGGAGUGGUGGUUGGGGUUGGGGCAGCACCAUCUUUACCUUUAGGUGUAGAAGGCCAGGCACGGCGAUUAAUUGCUGAAGCCGUUUCACACACAAAUCUUGGCAAGAUGUAUAUAUGGUGGAUGCCAUGGUUUUGAGAGCUAAUGACAGAUUUUUUGGGUAAGUUAUUCUGUGUCAUUGUUCA
Messenger RNA from Mangifera indica (mango), 8326 nucleotides. RefSeq names its product serine/threonine-protein kinase ATR. Gene Ontology annotation, cellular component: nucleus. The record is from RefSeq and is a predicted model, not a curated record. The transcript is spliced from 15 exons. Gene Ontology annotation, molecular function: protein serine/threonine kinase activity; protein binding. Gene Ontology annotation, biological process: DNA damage checkpoint signaling; telomere maintenance; protein phosphorylation. Bases 75 to 8279 code for a protein of 2734 amino acids. Lineage: Eukaryota; Viridiplantae; Streptophyta; Magnoliopsida; Sapindales; Anacardiaceae.